Molecule: messenger RNA, 1317 nt
Organism: Triticum turgidum subsp. durum (durum wheat)
Lineage: Eukaryota; Viridiplantae; Streptophyta; Magnoliopsida; Poales; Poaceae
Source: the annotation of a GenBank genome assembly
AUGAAGCACCGCCGGCGGUCGAAGCAGCAGAAGCUCGACUCCGUGCCUCCCCCUGCGUCCCCGGCCGCCCGCGCUCCACGCCCCAUGCCAAGCCCGAGCGCCAGCCCCAAAAGCCCCGCCCUCGCCACUCCUCCGCCGGAGCAGGCGCCGGAAGUGGUAGUCCCCGAGGACUGGGCCAUGGCCACCGACGUCAUCUCCUCCGACCUCUCGUCUCCGGUUGUCCUCGUGUGCGGCCCCUCCAACAGCGGCAAGUCGACCUUCACCCGCCUCCUCCUCAACAAGCUGCUCCCCAGCUAUGGGAGGGUCGGGUAUCUGGACACCGACGUGGGGCAGCCGGAGUUCUCGCCGCCGGGGUGUCUCUCUCUGCACAUCGUCGAUGAAGCUAUCACAGAUAUGCAGAACCCGGUUCUGCGGGAGGCAGAAAGGUGCUGCUUCUACGGCGAUAUAUCUUCAAAAGGAGAUCCAGAAUCAUAUCUGAACUCUUUAUUUCUCUUGUAUAACUACUUCGUUGAAAAAUAUCGUUGUCCUGGGGGUGAAGUGCUUCCUUUGAUUGUCAACACUCCUGGAUGGGUGAAAGGUACUGGUUUUGAUAUGCUUGUAGAGAUGCUAAGGUAUAUCUGUCCCACAAUUGUUGUUCCGAUACGCACCAGAAUGCAGAGAAAGAAUCUCCCUGAUGGAAUGUUUUGGUUAACCGGUGGGGAAACAGAACCUAAAGUGAUUACAAUUGAUGCUGCAAGUCGUGAUUCCUUGUCAAAAUCAUCGUUAAAGCGGAAAGAUGGGGGUGGAAUGCGUGAACGGCGGCUUGUGGAGUACUUUAAACAAUGUUUUUCAAGUGACAUAUCACUAGCAACAAACAAAGAGCUUGCUUAUGCCCUAGCGUCUCUGCCACCCUAUGAAGUAUCAUUUUCAGAUGUUACAGUUAUGCAUCUUCAUUGCGAGGUACCCCGUACUGAGAUAUGGCAUAGUCUGAAUGCAACCAUAGUUGGCUUGGCAAGUAGUUGUGACACACCUGCGACAGCCCAUGCAAUUCCUUGGUGUGUUGGGCUUGGUAUUGUCAGAGGCGUCGAUGUGCAAAGGGGCCUGUUAUAUGUUAUCACUCCUGUUGCUGUUGAACAUCUUCAAAGCGUAGAUUUGCUGCUGCAGGGUCUCAUUGAGAUUCCGAGAUCUGUUCUACAGGUCAAGGGAUGCGAGUCGCCGUACAUGUCCACCAAUGUGCGGGACAAGAUAACGGGGAAGGAUCUGUACGCGAGUAAUCUCAACAGCCCACUGUCCAGACAGGAUGACGGCGAUUCCGAUUCGGAUGCAGAUACUAUGUAA